Molecule: messenger RNA, 2028 nt
Organism: Paramecium pentaurelia
Lineage: Eukaryota; Ciliophora; Oligohymenophorea; Peniculida; Parameciidae
Source: the annotation of a GenBank genome assembly
AUGGAAAAUACACAUUUGGUUGAAGAAUCUUAAUAAAUCAACUAAUAAUAUUAAAACCCGUUAACAUCAGAAAAUAGAUUUCAAAGUUUACAAUCUUAAGAUGAAGAUGAUGAAAAUUAAUAAAUCAAUAAUUCUCAUUUUAAGAAUUUAAGCUCAUCAUCUAUCUAGAAUGUUCUUUCUUAAUAAAAUAAUGAAUUAGAAUAAGAGAACCAAGAUGAAGACUUUAAUUUCAUUAUUCAAGAAUAAAACUAAAAAAAUAACAUUGAAAAUUAGUAGAAUGAAUAAUAAAUUUAACAUUAAGAGAUUGAUUAAAAAGAAUAGAAAAUAAUUUAAUAUGAAACAAAGAUUGAUGUAAUUUAAGCUAUACAGAAUUAAGAACCGAAUAAGGAUUAAAUAGAAGAUAAAAAUUAUUCUCAAAUUAACAAUAAUUCAGAAGAUAAAGAUAUAAAAUAAGUAUCAGUUAAUAUCUUGAUUAAAUAAAUUCCAACAGAAACUUCAGAUAUAAAAUUUGAAUAACAAAGGGGAAAUGAAUUAGAAUAAAAUAUUUAAAAAAUUUAGAAAGGUUCUUAAUAAGGUGAAAAGCUUAAAUCAAUCAUUAAAUCUCCAAAAUCUGGAACUUCAAAUAUUUAAUCAGGAGAUCCUUCUAUAGAUAAAAGUAUUUUGCCAGAAUAAUUAUUAAAAUAAAAAAGGAAUGAGAAAUUAUAUAAUUAGAUAAUGGAGACUAAUUUAAAUGAAAUCUUUAUAUUUUAUACUAAAUAAUUCUAAACUCCAAUCAAAUUGCAUACAAAUACAAAGGAAUAAAUAUUUGAUAAAAAAUAGUGUUUAAAUUUACACUAAUUUAUGCAUUUUUGCAGAGAUUUUUAAUUAAUAGAUUUGUUGGUAACUAAUGAAUUUAUAGAAAAAUAUGCCGGUCCCAAAAGCUAAAAGCCUUUAUACAAAAUAAAAUAUAAAAAUAGAGUAAAAGAUUCAUUCAUUAUUACAAAAUAAAUUCUAGAGGAAAUAUUUAUAAAAUGCUCUGGAAUCUAAUAGUUAAGCUUUUCAGAAUUUUUAUACUCUUUAAUAAAAAUAGCAGAUACUGUUUUUCCAGUUUCUAAUUCUAUAAAUGCACUUUAUUUAUAUUUAGGUAUACAUGAUCCAGAAAUCUACAAUAAAAAGCUCACUAAAAUUUAAGAUAUGAAUCAAUCACGUAAGUAAGGUCAAGAAACUAUAAUUACUAAAUAGGAAGUUAAAAAAAUACUCCCUUCAAUAGUAAAUAAACCAAUAAUUGAAAGUCAAAGAAUUUAGGAUUCUUCUCAAAUUUCUAAAUUGAAUUAAAUUUAAGAUUUUCAAAAGCGAACUAAAGUCUAAUAAAAUAUUAAUUAGAGCUAUUCUAUUAGAUGGGAGGAUUUGGGAAGUAGUGAUAAUGAUUUUGACCCUAGAAGAUUACUGUUGGAUGAAGAUCUAACAGAUCAAGAUGAUGCAGUUUAUUUAAAAGAGUAUAUGAUAAGUGAAUAAGGAAUAAAGAAGAAAUAAGAAUUUAUAAAUUAAUAUUAAGAAGGAUAAAGGAUAAAGUAUUCCUAAUAUCCUUACUAAAAAUAUAGAACCAAAUAAGGUUAAACUGAACAUAUAUCUAUAAUACAAAAUCCAUUGAAUUAAUAGGGAAAAUUAAUUUUUUAAAAGGAUACAUUAUCUUUAUAGAAAAAAUAGGAAUUUUAUGAAGUUUCAUUGAUUAAUCCUGCUUUACCUACAAAUUAACCAUCUCAAAUAAUAUAAAAAGAAAAAAAUAAAUAAUUAAUUCAUCCUAACUCUUUUGAGUAAAGAAAAAAUUAUAAUGUUAUAAAAUAACUUCCAUCUCUUAAUAAAUCUUAUGCAAUUUAAAAUAUAAGUUCAUCAAUUGAGAGAGGACAAUAAAAUACAUCAUAAAUUGAUCAUGAAAGUAAAUAAAAUAUACUUAAAAUGGAUAUAAAUUAAAAAAAAAGGGAAUAGUAAAUUCUGGCAGGAAUGAUGAAAAAUUAAGAUCAUACUAUAAGAAAAGUAUAAAAGAAAUGA